AUGACGGAUCAAAUGAAGUUUAUUGUUAAAGAAAUUAAUCAAACCCUGGGACGGAACUACGAUUUAAUAAAAUUCGACGCUCUUGAUGAGAAGCAAUUGCUACAGCUCCUGGUAGAUUUACUGGUAUUUUUCAAAGCUGGUGAAAAGUUGGAUAUAUGCGAAGAUGAAACUGAAAAUGUGUCUAUACGUUUGCUCGAAAUGUUAGGAAACGUAAAAUUACGACCUCCAUCGGGAGUAGAUCCUGCCACCUUUAGAACUCAACUUCUUGCCGGUGACGCCAGGACUGUACAUCAUGUUCUUUAUUGGCUUCUGUCGAAUCCGGAGCAAGUUAAAAACACGGCAUAUCUCGCUAGGUAUUUAAAAAUACCCGAAAUACCCCCGGAUGUCGCUCGGAACAACACUAUUCAGGAUCUUUUAGAUGUGUAUAACAAUCUCAUUGACGAAUUUAAGGACGUACACAAAAGGACUCGGCUCCUACAAAAGGAGAAAGCUACAGAAAUUAUUAACGAUAUUAAAGAAAUGGCAGUAGAGCGAGAUAUAGUGAUAAAGAAACUGGAGAAUGUUCAAGUUCACCUUGCUGAUGUGAAAAAUAAAGACGACCUCCUACAUGAGAGUAAACUUUUACGAGUGCAACAAGAACGAGCCAAGGAAUUGAAGGCACAAUAUGAAACCCAACAAACACAACUUAAAACUGCGAGUGAUCAACUCAAACGAUAUUUGAACGUUAUGCAUGGGCAAAGCGCGGUUCCUAAAACAGCUACGGAUGUGAUUAAACAUCUUCAAGAAGAAAUACAGUUAAAUAAUUACUUGGUUAAAGAAAAAUUACCUCAAGAAUGUAACAAUUUACAAAAAGAGCUCAACAUUAUGCAAACAGUUGCCAUGGAACAACAUCCGACUCGUAACGAUUUAAACGGAAUUCAAGAAAAGAUUGCUAAUGUAAACGCGGAAAUAGAACAGUUAGUGCAGCAAAAGCUUGCUACAUCGGGGUCGCAGGAAGACAAGCUAGCACCAUUUCGACAGCAAGCGUCAGUGAUAAAACGGAACAAGGAGGCAAGCGCGGCUCAUGUACACGAAUUGACCGCUACAUUGAAGGAACAUGAAGCUACACUUGCAGACGUACAAUCACAAGUAAAACAGCUCCUUGGAGAUAUGGUGCUGAGGGGAGAAGAAUUGAAAAAAUAUGUAAAUUCACUACGAACCAAAAGUACUGUGUAUAAACGACAAAGAGCCAAUCUGUCAACAUUUAAGGUUGAAGCGGGAAUUUUGACUAGGACUUUGCAAAUAAUUUGCACGGCGGACCCAACUGUUGAAAUGGCUCUGCUGAAUUAUAAAAAAAUGAAAAUAGAUGACGAGGAAGACAUAGAGAAAGAUGCGAAAUCUGAAUUAACGAAAAAGUCAUUACAUGAUUUGUCUCAGCUCGUAGCGCAGACAGCCCAAAAACUUUCUGAAGUACGUCAAGAGCUGCAACCUUUAGCCGACAAAAUUAAACCAAUAAAACACGAUUUCCAAACCGUACAACAACAAUACGAACAGAAGAAGAGGGUGUAUGAGGCGACAUCGAUAAAUAUAUCGUCCCAAAUGGAACCCCUAAAGAAUCAAGUGAAGGCACUGACGGACGAGUUACAGAGUAAAGAGGACGAAUGGAAAAAUUUGCGGCAAAAGAUUAUGAAGGCGGAAAGUUUGCAGGAAGUUGUGAUGUUUGAAAUGAAAAACUCAAUGCAAUCACCGCGCCAGCCGUCCAAGAUGGAAUCUAUGAAGAGGAAAAUUACUGACUUGGAGGAUAUUGUCCGAAAUUUGGAAGAUGAGCAACGAGCAAUAAGCUCGCGUCAAGGUGCAGUGGAAGAACAGACCCGUUUGUGGCAAAACACAUUGGAUCUUCUCCGCUGUAAAUUAAAAACUCGAAGUGAACCAGCGCCACGUCAAGGCAGAAUGCAUAUUACCCAACACUCACAAAUGCUAACUCUCUCAUAA
This is a messenger RNA of Pieris macdunnoughi, 1971 nucleotides long. The record is from the annotation of a GenBank genome assembly. NCBI's taxonomy places the organism in Eukaryota, Metazoa, Arthropoda, Insecta, Lepidoptera, Pieridae.